AUGGUGAAUUGAGGUGUAUUGGUUUUAAAGUUUUCGAACAAGAGUUCCUAGAUUUGCAAACACCUAUGAAGCGUGCAUGGUAUGAGUUUUGGAACAAAAAGGCUUUGGACUUAGCACAUGAAAAUACCAAAAGAUCUUAUAUGGAAGGUUUGAUAAAAAAAGCCUGGUCAUAUGAAGGUGGUAGACAGAUUGCACUAUGCAAAUUUGGGAAGGAAAUCUGUAAAGCUCAAAAAUUAGAAAAUGAUCCAUUCAGUUGCUAUGAGCAAGCAGCAGAACAGAAACAAAAUGAAAUACAGAAAUUGGAGACAGAAAAGACAGAAAAAGAGCAGGAACUUUGUAGUCGAAUAUACAAAGGAACCAUUUCUAUGAAUGAUAAAGUUUCAUUACGAAAGCAUAUAAAAUUGAUAACAGUUGAUGCUGAGAAAGCUGAGAAAGAUUAUUCAAAAAUACUAACAAACUGGACAGCUCAUGCAUAUAAAGUUGAGAGACGGGGUGUAGAGAAAAAGAAACCUGGUAGGAAAAGGAAAGCAGAAAUACAGGAGAUAAAAUAUCUGACUGCAAAGGAGUUAAGGUCUAAGAAAAGUAAAGUUGAUAACCAGUCAGCAGGCAACCAAGAUAAAAGUAUGGAGUCAAAUGAUAUGUUUGUAGAAGACCCAGCUGAGAUCACAAGUGACAACCAUGAUGAAGGUAUGGAGUCAAAUGAUGUAAUGUUUGUAGACGACCCAGCUGAGAUCACAAGUGACAACCAUGAUGAAGGUAUGGAGUCAAAUGAUGUUAUGUUUGUAGACGACCCAGCUGAGAUAACAAAGGACAACCAUGAUGAAGGUAUGGAGUCAAAUGAUGUAAUGUUUGUAGACGACCCAGCUGAGAUAACAAAGGACAACCAUGAUGAAGGUAUGGAGUCAAAUGAUGUUAUGUUUGUAGACGACCCAGCUGAGAUCACAAGUGACAACCAUGAUGAAGGUAUGGAGUCAAAUGAUGUAAUGUUUGUAGACGACCCAGCUGAGAUAACAAAGGACAACCAUGAUGAAGGUAUGGAGUCAAAUGAUGUAAUGUUUGUAGACGACCCAGCUGAGAUAACAAAGGACAACCAUGAUGAAGGUAUGGAGUCAAAUGAUGUUAUGUUUGUAGACGACCCAGCUGAGAUAACAAAGGACAACCAUGAUGAAGGUAUGGAGUCAAAUGAUGUAAUGUUUGUAGAAGACCCAGCUGAGAUAACAAAGGACAACCAUGAUGAAGGUAUGGAGUCAAAUGAUGUAAUGUUUGUAGAAGACCCAGCAGAGAUCACAAGGGAUAACAACAAUGAAGGUAUGGAGAAAAAGAAUCAGGAAAAACAGAAGAAAAAUCCAAUGACAAAGAAAAACAUGACCCUGUUUAUACCACAGACAUAUGAUACGUACCUUGGAAUAAAGUUGUUAUUUCCAGGAAUCAGUCAGAACACAGUUGGGCUUCCCCAUGGUCUAUCACGAGGUUCAAACGCUUGCACUGGUUUCUGCCUAAAAUUGGCUGAACAUUUUUUUAAUGAAAAAUCUUCUCUUCACAUUAAACCUGCACUUUCCGAGUAUAGAAGUAGCCUGCAUGAAAUAGUAUCAAGGUAUGAGGACAGAAACAUUCAGAUGAUGGACACAAAAUCAGCUAUGACAUAUUUUGGAUAUCAGAAUUCGAUGAAAAUUAUAUCAGACACAAUAUUGGCACCGACAACUUGGUGUAGGUGCAUCUGA
Molecule: messenger RNA, 1721 nt
Organism: Mytilus californianus (California mussel)
Lineage: Eukaryota; Metazoa; Mollusca; Bivalvia; Mytilida; Mytilidae
Product: protein argonaute-2-like
Exons: 3
Coding region: 66-1721 (551 amino acids)
Source: RefSeq, a predicted model, not a curated record